AGAACGCGUAUUGUAAGUAGCCCUUCUUACUUGUCAGGAAUAGUAAACUACAUCUGCGGAACGUUCUCAACAAAUCCCUUAUUUAACCGCGAUCUCAGAGUCCUGAACCGGGAAUAUCACCAUUGGCCAUGAAUCGUAGAUGAAAAACUUUACAAGUGCUUCUGAGAUUUUGAGAGUAGCAUAUCGAUGGGUUUGUGCAAACAUGAACUGGCUACAUUAUAACAAGUGGAUGGGCGCAUGCAUUCGACUCAAACCUGUUCUCCUGUUAUAAUUAAGGGAAUGACGUCUGAGAGACAGAAGUAAAGGAUUGUACAUCAAGUCUGCCUUCAUUUAUUUUCUUUGAAACCAACAUAAUUAAAACUGUACUUCAUGGUAUUCGGAAGAAACUGAAAUCUACAUUCCAGGAGUCUAUUGCAAGGUGGGCUUGCAGUAGCGAUUGACAGAAAAUGCGACUGGGGUCGUGUUUGCUCAAAUGGCUGGGGAUAGGGAUUGGAAUCCUUUCUUUAGUUUCCUACAGCUGGUCUCAAGAUAAUGCAGAAGACUGGCAUUAUGAGGAGUGCAAGCUUUCCAGGACUGGCCCACCUGCCACCAUUGUAGCGAUUGAUGAGGAAAGUCCAAAUGGGACGGUCCUGGUCGAAAAUAUGCAAAUAAAUGGAAGAUCUCAAGACCCAGACCGGACCAUUUCCUUGUCCUUGCGAGACAACUACGACCGCUGGGUUAUCUUGGACCCGGUGGCACAAAGAUUAUACCUAAACAGCACUGGUCGAGUUCUCGACAGAGACCCUCCGUCCUACACCCACUCCAUCGUGGUGCAGGUGCAGUGCACCAACGAGCUGGUCGGGACGGUCAUUCUGCACGAGGUGCGGAUAGUCGUCAGGGACCGCAACGACAACACCCCUCGUUUCCAGCAGCCCCGCUACUAUGUAGCGGUAAACGAGCUGACCCCCGUUGGCACGACCAUCUUCACCGGCUUCUCUGGAAAUAAUGGCGCCACGGACAUCGACGACGGGCCGAAUGGACAAAUCGAGUACAUCAUUCAGUUCAACCCGAAUGACCCGACUUCAAACAGAACCUUCAGCAUCCCUCUCACCCUCGCCGGGUCGGUCGUGCUCAGGGAGAGGCUCAACUACGAAGAAACCACCCGUUACCUGGUCAUCAUUCAGGCUAAUGACCGGGCCCCUUACCCUAACGACAGGCUGACCGCCACCACCACGCUAACGGUGGACGUGCUGGACGGGGACGACCUGGGACCCAUGUUCCUGCCCUGCGCGCCGGUGGGCAGCACCCGAGACUGCACCCCGCUCACCUACAAGGCCGUCAUCCUGGAGCUCACGGACCCAAGCAGAGUGAACCCCGUUAAUGUCACUCCUCCCAUUCAAGCGGUUGAUCAGGACCGAAACAUCCAGCCUCCGUCGGACCGGCCGGGCGUCCUUUACUCCAUCCUCGUUGGCAAACCGGAGACGUACGCGGAGUACUUCACACUGAAUCGGACCACAGCUGAGCUCCACCUCCUGAAGCCGAUCAGCAGGGACCUGUACCACAAAUUUGACUUGGUAAUCAAGGCGGAGCAAGACAACGGGCACCCCCUGCCAGCGUUUGCUAGUUUGCACAUCGAGGUCCUUGAUGAGAAUAAUCAGGCCCCGUACUUCAACGUGUCCUCCUAUCAGGGGUUCAUCAUCGAGUCCGCGCCAGUGGGGACGACUAUCUCGAGCAAUUCCAAUCUCACCGCGCCCCUCAGCAUCAUUGCCUUGGAUAAUGACAUUGAGGAGACAAAAGACCCCAUGGUGCAGAUAUCCUUGAACAGCUACAACAGCAUCUUCACCGUGACUCCCCUGGGGAUCACGCGGCAUCUCACCCUGCUGAAACCCUUGGACCGUGAAGAACAGCAGACCUACACCUUCACGAUGAUUGCGUCUGACGGGGUCCAGGAGAGUGCACCGGUGACUGUUAAUAUUUCAGUGAUCGAUGCCAACGAUAACACUCCAACCUUCCCCAACAUCUCCUACAGUGUCGAUGUUUACACAGACAUGCAACCGGGGGAAACAGUGUUACGGCUGAUGGCCCUGGAUGCGGACGAGGGUCCCAACGGGCUGAUAAGCUACGAGAUCUUGGCCGGCGGUCAGGGAGACUUCACCAUCAAUAACCGCAGCGGCCUGAUCGCCGUGGCGCCCGGGGUCCGCCUGGCUGUGGGGCGCUCCUAUGCCCUGACUGUCAAGGCCGAGGACAACGCCCACGAGUCUCAGAGAAGGAGCUCCAUCACCACCGUGUACAUAGAGGUCCUCCCCCCCAACAACCAGAGCCCCCCUCGCUUCCCCUCCUUCACGUACAGCCUGGAGGUCAGCGAAGCCAUGAGGACGGGGGCCGUUCUGCUCAACCUGCAGGCAACGGACCGUGAAAGGGAUCCAAUCACAUACCGCAUCCAAAACGGUGAUUCAGAAAACAACUUCAACCUCUCAGAAACUUCAGGGCUACUUUUACUGGGGAAGGCGCUGGACAGGGAGACCACAGAUCACUACAUCCUGACCAUCACCGCCGGCGACGGUCGCCCAGAGGGGAUCUCCACAGCCACUGUAACAAUAGUGGUCACUGACGUCAAUGACAACGAUCCUGUCUUUGACCUGCUUCUGCCCAAAAACUUCACUGUGAAGGAAGAGGAGGCCAAUUUGUUUGUUGGUCAAGUAAAGGCCACUGAUCCGGAUGCGGGGGUUAACGGACAGGUGAGGUACCGGCUGGUGAACCACGCCGGGCUGUUCAGGAUCAACAGCAACGGCACCGUCUUCACGGGCGUGCCCCUGGACCGCGAGGCCCGGAGCGAGUACCACCUGGUGGUGGAGGCCUCGGACGGCGCCGUGGACCCCCGCCGCGCCACCGUCACGCUCUCCGUCCAGGUGCUGGACGUCGACGACAACAGCCCCGUCUUCACCCAGGCCUCCUACGCGGUCAGCCUGCCGGAGAAUGGCCCCGUGGGCACGGUCAUCCUGCAGCUGAGCGCCAAAGACGCAGACCUCGACUCCAACGUCACCUACCGGAUAAGGACAGAGGAGGCCAGGCAGCUGUUCUCCAUCAGUCCGGUUACCGGGCAGCUAUCGGUGCUGCAGGCGCUGGAUUUCGAGAACCUCUCCGCUUCAGGGGCCACCUACACCUUUGUGGUGGAGGCCUUGGACAGUGGUGGGAACAUGCCCCCAGGGAUGGCCACUGUCACCGUAAAAGUCACAGAUAUGAACGAUUACUCCCCGGUGUUCAGUCGGGCCAUGUACAGGGGUAUGGUGGCGCCCGAUGCUGUCAAGGGAACGGUCAUCACCGCGGUGUUCGCCGAGGACCAGGACCCUGCGGACACUGCAGCCAGCCGGGUUCGGUACCGGGUGGAUCCAGACCAGUUUCCCUACAGCGGCAGCAUUUUCGACGUGGAAGAAGAUUCCGGAAAUGUCAUCACCAGGGUCAAUCUCAACGAGCAGCCCAGUACAACAUUCAGGCUUGUUGUCAUCGCGUAUGAUGACGGUGACCCAGUGAAGCUCAACCGGACCCUGGUGGAGAUCACUGUUCUUCAGCCUUCAGUAAUCCCUGUCUUCAUCCAAGAGGAAUACAGGUUUGCACCUGUGAGUGAGAAUGCUCAAGUGGGGAAGGUGGUGGGAACCGUAAUGGCUGCCGCUGUGAACCAGACAAUAGUGUACUCCAUUGUGGAAGGGAAUGAAAAUGGAAUAUUCUCAAUGAAUAACAUCACUGGGGUCAUCUCCACGGCCAGCCUGUUGGACUACGAGUCCGUCAAUGGCUACACCCUCCGUGUGCAGGCGGACUCCAUGAGCGUGGUUGCGUCCAAUCUACGCGUGACUGCAAAAACCAACACAGCCAAAGUGUUUAUUGAUGUUCAGGAUGAAAAUGAUCACCCUCCUGUUUUCACCGAAAAGCUCUACCUGGGAGGGGUCACAGAAGAUGCCAAGACGUUCACCUCCGUGCUCCAGGUCCAAGCUUUGGACGAGGACACAGGGAAUUACAGUGCGAUGCAGUACAGGCUGGUCAUUCCAUCCAUGGCCCGCAAAAAGGACGGCUUUGUGGUGGAGCCGUACACUGGCGUCAUUAAAACUGCCAUCAUGUACAGAAACAUGCGCAGGUCCUACUUCAAAUUCGACGUCGUUGCGACGGAUAACUACGGGAAGGGUUUGAGCAGCAGUGCGCAAGUAGUGGUCUCGGUGGUUAAUCAGCUGGACAUGCAGGUGGUGGUGUCCAACGUGCCUCCCACCGUCGUCGAGCAGAACAAAGACCAGCUCAUCGGGAUUCUGGAGCGUUACGUUCAGGACCAGAUCUCAGGGGCCAAAGUGGUGGUGGAGUCCAUCGGGCCACGGCGGUAUGGGGACGGGUUCGAGCAGGAGGACUAUUCUAAGUCUGACCUUGUGGUGUACGCCAUCGACCCUAUGACCAACCGGGCCAUAUCGCGGCAGGAGCUCUUCAAGUUCCUGGACGGCAAGCUCCUGGACAUAAACAAGGAGUUCCUGCCCUACCUGGGCCAGGGCGGGCGCAUCCUGGAGAUCCGCACCCCCGACAUCGUGGCCAGCGUCAAGAAGGCGGCGCAGUCCAUGGGCUACACGGAGGGGGCGCUGCUGGCCCUGGCCAUCAUCAUCAUCGUCUGCUGCGUCCCCGCCAUCCUUAUCGUCAUGUUGACGUACAAACAGUUCAAAGAGCGACAGGCCGAAUGCGCCAAAACUGCCAGGAUCCAAAUGGCACUGCCAGCUGGCAAAACCGCCGGGGGCGCUGCCAACAACCUCUACGAAGAACUUGGAGACAGCUCCAUACUUAAGCGAGGAUAUGGACAUCAAGAGCAACAGCAGUUGCUAAGGCCGUCUCUCCUAAGGCCAGAGGAGCUCUCCAUGGAGUCCGGCAUCGACCCAGGGCAGGAGUACUACACCCAGGAUUACUAUAAUUAUGACCACGGCUAUGACCUUCCACAGUACGGCAGUCGCAGGAAGUUGAUCUCUCCAUCGGGCUUGUAUGAUGAGUAUGGAGAGGUGAUUGUGGAGGAUGAUGGGAGCUUCUACUACAGCCCGCAUGGGUCAGAAGGAGAGGUUUCCACUCGAGGCAGGCGGCCAUUGCGUGGCCAAGAUCUGCCUGGGAGACCCCAGAGAGUGGCUUUUGGGGUCCCGCCCCCAGCUGAUCCAGUCGGGCAGGCGGAGCCCACAGACAAGGGCACAGAGGCCGGGGGCUCAAAGACAACUAAGAGGACUAAGCUGAUCAUGAAACUCAGCAAGUUCUUAGCGGCCAGCAGGGGCACUGCUGAGCAGGCCGAUGCCUCCGCCUCCACCCCCGCCCCCGCCUCACGUCACAUUCCAUGGAAGAAGUCUAAAAUAUUCCCCAUGAUGUUCCCCAAGGAGAAAAAAGAUGGCAGGGACUACGACAAGCUGGCGUCCAUGCGGCGCCCUGACAGCCUGGAGAGUGGCAUGGUCAUCAGCGGCAGCUACUUCCAGAAGUCUGACGGCAAGUCCUCGGCGAAGAAGAGGCUGGGGAAGGCAUUGAACCACAUUAACAUCUCUCAGAAGCUGCGCUCUCGGAGGGUGUCCCAGAGCAGUGGCAGCAUGAGCCGGAGGGAAGAGCCUUCUUCACAGGCUGCUGGUGACUCUGAAAAGGAUCAGAGAAGAUCCAAGGUCUCUAUCAGCAUCAUGGGUGUGAGUGAACCUGAGGCCGGCAGCAUCCGCAGCGCAGCGCCCUCUGUGGGGGUAGUGGACUCAUUGGAUAGAAGAAGCGUUGCCCCUUUGACUGAAGGCAAAAACUAUCUUAAGCUGGACAUGUAUCCAGAGGACCGCAAUGAGAGCACUGUGGAUUCAGACGAGGAAGGCCCAGCAGAUUCAGAUGGGUGCAAGUCAAGGUCUGACACAGAUAAAGACUAUUCUGCCACAGAAAAAGAGUCAGAGACUGAGAGAGAAUCAGAGACAGAAAGAGAAUCACACACAGGAAUAGAGUCAGAGACAGAGAAAGACUCAGACUCAGGAAGGGAGUCAGAGACUGAGAAAGAAUCAGUCACAGAAAAGGAGUCAGAGACAGAGAAAGAGUCUGAUUCAGAAAAGGAAUCUGAAACAGGCCAGGAGUCUGAAGAUAAUGACGAUAAUGAAGAAAAAAGUAUAUCAUCAGGUGAGUCAGAGGAUGAGGAGUCACAUACAUUUGCAGCCUCUGAAUCUGGAUCACAGAUGUCCUCUGUUCACAACCUCUCGAGAUCUUCACACACAGGAAGUAGCACAAGGUCGUCAGGCAGGUCCAUCAAAGACACAUCAGCAAGUGGGAGAACCAGUGGCACAAAGAGCAGAGGAGCUUCAGUGAACAGCCGGGGCAGCGGUACGCACUCCUCUAAAACAGAGCUGAGGAAGGAGGCCACUGACGGAAGCUCCAGGAGCUUAAGAUCCACAAGAGGGAGCUCCAGAUCGAGGAAGUCAUCUUUCCCUGGAGGACCAGAAGACACGAUUGAAGAGGAAAGCGAGGAAGAGGAGUCUGUUUCAGGAGAAGAAGAGCGAAGAACGGAGAGCCCUCAGUCAGAGGACUCAGAAGAAGUCAUGAGUGAGGGGUCCACGUCCAGGAGGUCCACUUUCAACCAGAGCAGUAAAAGCAGAAGUCUGAGGUCCCACGGUGGGACACUGGGCAGCACAAAGACCCGCAGCGGUGUGACGGAGAGCUCGGAGGAAGGCAGUGACCUUUCACCCAUAACAGAAGUGGACGAAGACCCAACUGCAUCCGAGGAAGCGUCAGUGGGCAGUAGAUCACGGAGAAAGGUCAGCAGACAGGCCAAAUCAGGAAAAUCCAUGUCCAGUGCCACUAGCCACAGCGCUACUUCCAGGGCGCGAGCUUCCGGGUCGAGUCGUUCCGCCGUCUCCGGGUCCCGCUCUCUGUCCUCUGCCAGCGUCAAGUCCCGUGGCCGACGGUCCUCAGCGUCUAGGGUGGCCUUGGGUGCCAGCAACCAGCCUUCAUCAGACAGGACUAUCGUGGAGGAGGAGGAGGAGGAGUCUGAAAAUGAGACCACAGAUUCAGAGGCCUAAGGAGCUGCCUCUUUUUAAACGACAUUCUUUUUCCAGCGUCACUGAUAUGGAAGAAAGAAAAGGAUCAAGCUGGUAGUGGAUCGGGAGUACGAGACCAGCUCCACCGGGGAGGACAG
Anguilla anguilla (European eel) is the source of this 7129-nucleotide messenger RNA. RefSeq names its product protocadherin-related 15b (gene pcdh15b). The record is from RefSeq and is a predicted model, not a curated record. Gene Ontology annotation, molecular function: cadherin binding; calcium ion binding. NCBI's taxonomy places the organism in Eukaryota, Metazoa, Chordata, Actinopteri, Anguilliformes, Anguillidae. Gene Ontology annotation, cellular component: plasma membrane; catenin complex; stereocilium. The transcript has 40 exons. Bases 447 to 7013 code for a protein of 2188 amino acids. Gene Ontology annotation, biological process: calcium-dependent cell-cell adhesion; cell-cell junction assembly; sensory perception of sound.